Pogona vitticeps (central bearded dragon) is the source of this 1916-nucleotide messenger RNA. It is a transcript of the gene NBL1, whose product is annotated as NBL1, DAN family BMP antagonist. Gene Ontology annotation, biological process: animal organ morphogenesis. Gene Ontology annotation, molecular function: receptor ligand activity; BMP binding. Lineage: Eukaryota; Metazoa; Chordata; Lepidosauria; Squamata; Agamidae. The record is from RefSeq and is a predicted model, not a curated record.
AGAGAGAGAAAGAGAGAGAGAGAGAGAGAAAAGGAGGAGGCAGGAGGCAGGAGUUGAUUUACAAGGCGCGAGGCUCCUGUCUUUUUUCCUUUCUUGAGUUUAGCCAGAAGAGAUGUGAGGUUUCCAGGGAGCGAACACGCUCUCUCCCUUUUCAGCUCUCCAAAAGUUCAGAAAACUUUUUUUUUUGGCCUUCUUCUGGAAAGAUGGGGUUUUUAAUUCCAUUCCGAGGGGGGCCUUGCUUCCAAACCGUGCUCUGAUUUUAUCUGAUUUCUUUCCCCCCAUCCCAAACCUGCUACCUUUUCCUCCCCCCCACCCCUCAAAAAACAAUUUUUUCUUUAAGAACGCCUCUCUCUCUUGUUUUUACACCUCUUCCCUCUGAAACCUACCUGCCAGGCUGUUUUAAAAUCCGGUUCUGGGGUGCUGGACCUUUCCAUCCGCUUUCAUGCUGGUUUCGGGGUUUGGAUUUUUUUUGCUGGAUUUCACGGAUCCUGCUGCUCACGGAAGAGAAGAAGCCGAUGGACUGAAAUCUUCAACUCUUUUCUGGAUUCCUGCCGUUUGGGUUAGAAAUAAAUUAUUGUUCCUUUUCUGCAUCUCUAGCCGAUAAGGAGAGAAGGUCCCCAAGUGACACAGAAAUUGGGCUAUUUUUUCCCCCACGAAGACCUCGUCUGUUUUCACCGGAUUUUUGGGAUGCUCUAGAGAAGGACCGAAUCCAGUACAAAACCUCAGGCAGAAGUUCUUCGUCAAAGGAUAUCCGUCUGAUUCUGGAUGACCUAAGAGACAACUUUGGUUCAGAGCAAAAACUCCACUGGAAAAACUAUCUAAACUUGUAGUGCUUUUGGAGGUUGGGUUUGUUUUUGUUUUUUCCCCUUGAGGAAAAAAAAAAGAAUAUUAAUUGAAGAAGCGUUGCUGUUUUGUUUUUUUAAUGGGAUAAGUCUCCAGUUUAUUUAAUGUUUUAGAGCUUCCUCUGAGCAGGCCGUGAUGCUGCUGAGGCUCCUGGUGGGCGCCGUCCUCCCGGCCCUGAUCCUGGCCGCGCCGCCUCCCAUCAACAAGCUGGCCCUGUUCCCAGACAAGAGCGCAUGGUGCGAGGCCAAAAACAUCACUCAGAUCGUCGGCCACAAUGGCUGCGAGUCGAAAUCCAUCCAAAACAGGGCGUGCUUAGGGCAAUGUUUCAGCUACAGCGUCCCCAACACCUUCCCGCAGUCCACGGAGUCCCUGAUCCAUUGUGACUCCUGCAUGCCCGCCCAGUCUCAGUGGGAAAUUGUGACGCUGGACUGCCCCAGCAAUGAGGACAUCCCUCGGGUGGAUAAGUUGGUGGAGAAGAUCCUCCACUGCAGCUGCCAGGCCUGCGGCAAGGAGCAGAGCCAAGAGGGGGCGCUCUUCAAUAUCUACCCAAAUGCCGAGGAAAACCUGCCUGGGGAGGGGCCCAACCCUCACCCCUACGGCAGCCACCACCACCAGCACCACCAACACCACCAAGCCGAAGAAGCCUCCAACCCACACCGGCGCCAAAAGGAAGACAACGCAGACUGAGGAUCUGAUCCCCUUUAGGACUUCCCAGCCAGCUGAGGCUGCCCUACCUGUGUUUUUCCUCCCUCUGUCUUUCUCUCUGUCUCUCUCUCUCUCUCUCAGACAUCCAUCAUCUUGCUUGGCUCUUAAGAGACACUCCCAAAAGUCAUAACUGUCCUGAUGAAAGCUGGACCCUUUUUUUGAAGGAAGCCAAAGGGGACAUGAGAAUGAUGGGGUGGCAAAGUCAAACAGGGUUAGGCUGGGAGGGAAGAGCGAUUGUUGAAUUGAUGGCCUCACACAUGGCAAUAACAUAUUAAGGGAAAAGUGACACUCGAAGGGAGAAAUGUGUGGGAACCCUUGGAAUGCAGAAAGGGGGGGAUCUUUUUAUUUUGAGGUCAAACUGGCACGUA